CCUGUAACUAAGUACCAGUAAGAAGCUCAGUUUUCCUUUCUUCCAUCUUCUUGUUCCAUGAUGAAGCGGUCUAAAAAAUCCGUGGCUCACGCUCAACCCUUGAAACUGACUCGCCCGUUCACCACGGUACUCUCAUUGGCGCAGAGUAUGAUGUCGGAAAAAACAUUGCAGUAUCUAUCUAUGUAUGUUCUCGAGGGUGACAACUGCUUUGAAGGCCCCUCCGAAAUCAUUGUAGUGCCUCGGCAUUGCAUGCCGAUCAGCGCCGAUAUCAAAUCUUGUCAUCACUUGUUCUCAAUUCAUCAAAAGCACGCCCAUUGGAGGCUCAACAAGUACUCUUUGCACCUUUGGUACCGUCUCAAGGAAGACAAUGCUCUUUUGACAAUAUAGUACCAUACGAGAUGAGGUUAACAGAUCCAUGAACAAUCAUUACACAGGA
Molecule: messenger RNA, 436 nt
Organism: Lentinula edodes (shiitake mushroom)
Lineage: Eukaryota; Fungi; Basidiomycota; Agaricomycetes; Agaricales; Omphalotaceae
Exons: 4
Coding region: 58-387 (109 amino acids)
Source: RefSeq, a predicted model, not a curated record